UUAUACGAUCUCUCUACAAGCUCAAAUACUGACCAAGGAUAUAAGAGGGGUUUUAAAGCAUCAUAAAAUGGCUACCAAUUGCUUGGGUGGCCGAUGGCAUUUGGACACAUUUUCUUCCCUCGUUUUUUCACCAAUAAAAAUGCUUGUGUUUUUGGCCUGGCCGUUCCUGUCGCCGUCCUUUCCAUUUUUUUAAACUGAUGAUCCAUUCAUUUUUUAUAUUUAUUCCUGUCAUUUUUAAGGGUAAAAAAUGGCCGUUGUCCAUUCCCCCAUCAAUUCUCUCUCAAACUUUUGCCAAGCCAUAUAGCUAUAACUCGGCCAGCUGUCCUUCCAUCAGGACGUUUUCCCAGUAGAUCGAAAAAAGUACCAAGGAGGGGGUUAAUAAGGGAUUUAAUAAGGGUUCAUGAGG
Meloidogyne enterolobii is the source of this 406-nucleotide messenger RNA. The record is from the annotation of a GenBank genome assembly. NCBI's taxonomy places the organism in Eukaryota, Metazoa, Nematoda, Chromadorea, Rhabditida, Meloidogynidae.